Nelumbo nucifera (sacred lotus) is the source of this 2199-nucleotide messenger RNA. It is a transcript of the gene TRM11, whose product is annotated as tRNA modification 11 protein. Gene Ontology annotation, cellular component: cytoplasm. The record is from RefSeq and is a predicted model, not a curated record. Gene Ontology annotation, molecular function: nucleic acid binding; tRNA (guanine(10)-N2)-methyltransferase activity. Gene Ontology annotation, biological process: methylation. Lineage: Eukaryota; Viridiplantae; Streptophyta; Magnoliopsida; Proteales; Nelumbonaceae.
CAACUCUUCUUUGACCGUUUCCCCAAAUGUCAAAAUCCUGAUCCAAUUGAAGGAGGAACAAAUUGGGGCCAAAUCUAGGGCAGAGCGUCAACGUUACCCUGUCACAAUCCACUACUGCGCCCAAACUGACUAUAACGUUCUCCAACGAGCGCCAAAACGACUAGACUUACAAGGGUUUUGGGUUUUUAUCCCUCCUCUUCCCCGUCAUCACUGCCACCGCCGGUUCCGCCGCCGCCAGCGUUGGCACCUUCAUCACUACCACCAUUAAUUUCAAGCGAGAAAACGGAAGAGAGAGAGAGAGUUUUGUCUGUGAGCAGAAAAUUUAAGAUGUGGUAUCUGUGCGUGUUCUACCACAGGUUGUUGGAUUACAGGAGACCUGAAGUUGAAGCUCUAGCAGAGCUUUUUGGUGCCUUUGGAGAAGACAGUGAAAUCAGUCACCGGUCUUUGGAAUGGAAGCUUCCUGAGAGCCACCACCCUGAUUCUCCUUUCCAUUUCGUCAAUCUACCUUCCGAGGACAUUGCGAGAAGCAUCGCCAAUCGAAGUAUAUUGGUGAAGGGAAUCUAUGAACUUUGGGGACAAGGCAAUAGUUACAAAGAAUUGGAAGAGGCAAUAAAAGGCUAUCCAGAUGAGCGCAAGCUGCCAUACUUGGCAUCAGAAAGCACAUUUAAGAUAAUUGUCGACAGCUUUGGUAAGGUGAUGACCUUUCAAGAGCAAAACGAACGUAUUCAAGGGCUUACUUAUAUACCAUUCAAGGGUAAAGUUAAUCUACGAAACCCAGAUCACAAAUUCUGGCUGAUAGAAACUGACGACUAUGGAUCUAAUAAUGGGCUUCCACCAGUUGUCCAGAGGAGGAUCUAUUUUGGUCGAGAGGUUGGAGCUGCAGAUAGGAAGCUUUUGCCAACCUACCAACUAAAAAGCCGCAAUUACUUAGGUCCUACUGCUAUGGACGCAGAAAUGGCUUUUCUUAUGGCCAACCAAGGCUUGGCCAUGCCAGGGAAACUUGUUUAUGAUCCUUUUGUUGGCACUGGCAGUAUUCUUAUUGCUGCUGCACACUUUGGAGCGAUGACAAUGGGUGCUGAUAUUGACAUAAGAGUGGUACGUGAUGGGCGAGGCCCUGACUGUAAUGUUUGGAGCAAUUUUAAUCAGUAUGGCUUAGCAAUGCCAAUUUCACUGCUCAGGGCAGAUAAUAACCUUCCUCCCUGGCGUACAGGAUUAAGAGAGGUUUUCGAUGCUAUAAUCUGUGACCCUCCAUACGGAGUUCGUGCUGGAGGACGUAAAUCUGGUGGCCGGAAGCUACUAAAGGGUGCUGUGGGUCCGUAUACUGUUCCUGAUGACAAGAGGUCAGACCAUAUACCAUCAACUGCCCCCUACAGCUUAGUUGAGUGCAUGCAUGAUUUGUUGGACCUUGCUGCUCGGAUGCUAGUUAUGGGUGGGAGGCUUGUCUUCUUCUAUCCUGUGCUAAGAGAAGAUGGUUCCACUGAUACCCAUUACCCAGAGCACCCAUGUUUCACCUUGAUUGCUUCCUCCGAACAGAUCCUUAGCCUACGCUACAGUAGGGUCUUACUGACAAUGGUGAAGACAGGACCAUAUAGUGAAGAAGUUGCAGAAUCAGCUAAGAAGAAGCAUCUGGAGUUCAAGGAAAACCAUCUGAAGUGGUUAGAAGAUGGUAAUCUUCGUUCUGCUGUAUUCAACCCUGCUGAUACUCAAACUGGUUUUGCUGAGGAUUCCCAGUUAAAUAAAGAGUCAAAGCCAAAGUACAGAGGAAAAUAUGUAUAGCUACAUUUUUUUUACAGUAAUUUUCACUGUUUAGCUGUCCAAGUCCGGCAAUUUUCGCGUUCUAAUUUCCAACAACUGUAAUAGAUGGGCUUUUCUGUACGCAAAUUUCUUACCACUUGGGACCACGGCAGAGCCUCAAAUUGUGAUUGUAGCAGAGAGCAGGAUGAAUAGCCUGACUGCUGACUUGCUGAGCCCCUAAGAGAAGGAUUUGCAUCGACCACUGAUCAUGUCUACACUGCAGAACCCUUUUACCCAUGCUCUUUGAACUUGUAUGUCAGUCUCCUUUGUAGGAGACUUCCAGUUGACUUGAAUCAAGAGGUCCAGAAGUUACUGAAUAUAUGAACUCAUGUAAUAACUAGUUACAUUUCUGAGGAUAGUGUUUGCAAUUUAUGAAAUGCAUUAACAUCCCAAGAUUUUUUUUCC